Culicoides brevitarsis is the source of this 993-nucleotide messenger RNA. Its product is annotated as type-1 angiotensin II receptor A-like. The record is from RefSeq and is a predicted model, not a curated record. The transcript has 2 exons. Lineage: Eukaryota; Metazoa; Arthropoda; Insecta; Diptera; Ceratopogonidae. Bases 1 to 993 code for a protein of 330 amino acids. Gene Ontology annotation, biological process: G protein-coupled receptor signaling pathway. Gene Ontology annotation, cellular component: plasma membrane. Gene Ontology annotation, molecular function: G protein-coupled receptor activity.
AUGCAGCUUCCAUCAACAAAUUCAAGUCCCUUCGACAACUUUUACCGCGAAUUACUUGAAAAACGUUCGUGGUUCAUCAUUUUUCAAGCCAUUAUCGGGCUCAUAACUUGCACCGGAGCUUCAAUCGUACUUUUUCUGUUCUACUUGACACGCAAAAAGUUCAAUUCUGCCUCCAUGACAUCAGCUCGGAAGUUUUUCAUCGCCUUAGCUACCGCUGAUUUCCAAAGCGGCAUCAUUUUGACGCCCGUUUUGAUGAACGCUGCUGCAACUGGACUUCGGGUGAACGACAAUUUUUGCGUGGAAUCGAUUUGUUUGGUAUCCUAUACGUUACUCGUGACACUUUUUUUGCUCGUGACGAUGACCUGCGACAGAUAUUUGGCGAUUUUUUAUCCGUUGAAGCAUCGAGUGCAUUCCAAAAGUGGCGUUACGUGCUUCGUGAUCGUCGCUUGUUACAUUUUGGGAGGAAUUUUAGCUUUUUUGUGCUAUUUGUCGAGGAAUUUGGAGUCGCCGCAUCCAGAAGUGAUUUGUUUCGUCAGCUACGAACGCAUUAGUGACUCCUAUAGUCAACCGGUAAUUUUAUUUGUAGUUUUUCCAUCGAUUUUUGUGUUCGUCGUUGCUUAUGUGAGAAUUUUUAAAGCUAUCCGAACUUCGACGAAAACUGUUCCCAAGUCCAUGAAAAAUGCUGAAAAAAUCAUCAUUCGUCGAAAUACUCGUAAAAUUCUGACUGGAAUAAGUGCUCGUGAGGUUCGUGCAACAUUAAUUCUCUUCCUAACGAUUCUUCUUUUCCUCUUGGUGUGGAUUCCAGCUCCUGUUGGCUUCAUAAUUUACCGAUAUUUUCCAUCUUAUGGAUCACUCAACUUGGGAAUCGCUGUUUUGUUGUGCAUGCAACUCAAUUCGAUGAUAAAUCCCUUUUUGUACGCCAGAAAUAUCAAAAAUUCGAGGAAAUUAUUGAUGGAUUGUGUCGUCAAAAGGUCUUUUGUGCCUCAAAUAUAG